AUGUCCUCUUCCUCCGUCUCGCUGCCCGCCCCACUGGGCGACUAUGCCCAUCUACUCCCGCCCUCUUGGAAAUCCAUCAUCAGCUCUUGGCUGGCCGAAGACACACCUUCGUUUGACUAUGGCGGGUUCGUCGUCGGUGAGAGCGAGCAAGAGGCGAUCUUGUGGGGCAAGUCCGAGGUCAGUUGUUUCUUACCCCAGAGAUCCACUGGACCCAAGCCCUGCAGAUGAGUUUACGGGGAUACUUUGACCUUUACGUACAUCGAUAGGGUAUCCUGGCCGGAGUCCCUUUCGUGACCGAGAUCUUCGCCCAACUGGGAUGCACGUCAGUCCUCGCGAGACCUUUCUCCCCCCCACCUUCCACCCACCUGCCCGCCGCCCUCCAGCCCUCACACCCCUAACACCCCUUCGCCCUCCCCACAGUGUGACAUGGCAUCUAACCGAAGGCACACCCGUUCAACCUACAUCGUCGACUCCCAAGAUCAAAGUCGCGACCGUGACCGGACCGGCAAGAGCUUUGUUGUUGGGGGAGAGGGUCGCGUUGAACACGAUCGCGAGGUGUAGUGGGAUCGCUUGGAAGUAGGUCUUUGUUUCGGGCUGAGAGCACCAAUCGGCGUAUUGAGCUGAUCGGGUUCUCCCUUCACUUUACAGAUCGAGGAAGGUUCUUGUCAAGGCUAGGUCCUUGGGAUUCAAGGGUAUCAUCGCUGGAACGAGAAAGACCACACCAGGUGAGAGAGGGACCCCCACCUUGACCGUUCAGGGUGAGGAACAAUCGAUCCAAAGAGCUGACUCUGCUUUCCACAGGUUUCCGCCUGGUGGAGAAAUAUGGCAUGCUCGUCGGCGGCGUCGAUCCCCAUCGUUACGACCUGUCGAGCAUGGUCAUGCUCAAAGACAACCACAUUUGGUCAAAGGGUAAGGCCCCUCACCCUCCGUACCCCGAACCAGACCCCAAAUUCUAACCACAGCUUCAUUCCCACCUACACAGGUUCCAUAACCCAAGCCGUUCACUCCGCGCGUUCCGUCGCCGGCUUCGCCCUCCGCAUUCACGUCGAAUGUCAAUCCCUUUCCGAAGCGCGCGAAGCCAUCUCCGCCGGAGCCGAUAUCGUCAUGUUGGACAAUUUCACCCCCGAUGAUCUGAACAAGGCUGCGAGGAGUUUGAGGGAGGAUGCGGAGAGCGUUGUUGGGAACGGGAAUGGGGGUGGGGGUAAGAGGUGUUUGGUUGAGGUUAGUGGGGGUUUGACGGAGGAGAAUAUGCAGGAGAGCUUGUGCCCCGGUGAGGUUUUGAAAGCCUUGGUGCCUGGUCGUGUGUUAUAUGGGAGCUGAUUGGGGUCCUGAUGGUUUCAUAGAUGUCGACAUCUUGUCGACGUCGUCGAUCCACCAAGGCACGUCGAUCGUCGAUUUCAGUCUCAAGAUACAACCCAAGACGACGACGACGGCGUAG
Molecule: messenger RNA, 1438 nt
Organism: Microbotryum saponariae
Lineage: Eukaryota; Fungi; Basidiomycota; Microbotryomycetes; Microbotryales; Microbotryaceae
Source: the annotation of a GenBank genome assembly